UGCGCAGAGUGAGGCUCAGGCCGAGGACACAGAAAGUGCGCAUGCGCGGGGCUUUUUAGCGGUUGGAUGGAUGGAGCCUUCACCCCGGCGGUCGCUGCAGCACUUGCCGCGCACCGCUCCCGAACAACCGCGUCCGAGAGCAGCAUGAAACCGGAAAGACCCCAGAAGACCCGCUUGGCCCUAAAUAAGAAACCUAAGCCUCUUCCUCCUGUUCAUGCCAAAGGCACCAAUUCCAGACCCGUCCGCAUGGAGCCGGAUGUGAACCCCCAAGAUGAGAAGCAGCACCGGAAAAAUGUGCCAAGACGCUCCCUUCAUGUUCCAAGAGAAGACGCUGACGGUCCGGCCCCCACUUCUUUCAAGCCUCUCUGUCCUGCCAAGCCUUCCCCCAGUUUUCUGGAGCUCCCUUCUUCUCAAUGGAAGCCCAGCCAAGGCUUGCCUUAUUCCCAGGCCAACCGCUUAGGGAAGGGAAAGAGGCACUUCUCACCAGACCACCAGCCCCAGGAAUGCUUCGGUCUCCUCGAAUGCAUGCACAACAACCUCCAGACCCAGACGCAGAUCGCCCAGGCGCAACUCUCCCUCUUGGAAGACAUGCGGGAAUCCAUAAACAUCCUUCUCUCCCGGCAGGAGAGGAAGAAACCGGACCAGCCAGAAACACAUCCUCCGCCAAAGGGCUCUUCCUCCUCUCCCAGCCCUGGCAGCUAGCAGCAUCACAAGGACGUCUUGCUCUCCAACUCGGCACUUGCAUAGCAUCCAUUGACUCCUUUCCCUUCCGCCGCAGCAAUGUACAGUGUUCCUUAGAUUCACAGUGGCUGUGGCAACGCUACCCCAAAAUGGUGUUUUGGAAAUAAAUCCGGUUGUUGUAUGUUC
Messenger RNA from Sceloporus undulatus (fence lizard), 867 nucleotides. It is a transcript of the gene TSACC, whose product is annotated as TSSK6 activating cochaperone. The coding region runs from base 67 to 702 and encodes 211 amino acids. Lineage: Eukaryota; Metazoa; Chordata; Lepidosauria; Squamata; Phrynosomatidae. The transcript has 6 exons. Gene Ontology annotation, cellular component: cytoplasm. Gene Ontology annotation, molecular function: protein-folding chaperone binding. The record is from RefSeq and is a predicted model, not a curated record.